Messenger RNA from Lottia gigantea (owl limpet), 1746 nucleotides. RefSeq lists its product as hypothetical. Gene Ontology annotation, biological process: collagen metabolic process. The record is from RefSeq and is a predicted model, not a curated record. Gene Ontology annotation, molecular function: iron ion binding; oxidoreductase activity, acting on paired donors, with incorporation or reduction of molecular oxygen; protein binding. NCBI's taxonomy places the organism in Eukaryota, Metazoa, Mollusca, Gastropoda, Lottiidae. The transcript is spliced from 12 exons. The annotation marks the transcript as partial.
CUUUAUUCUGAAGGAGUUUCGGCGUAUGACGACGCUCAAUGGUACCAAUGUUCCUUAUUUUUCCAAGAUGCCAUCAAAGACUAUAAUUUUUACAAGAAGUCGGUGGUGGACUGUCGAUUGAAUUGUAAACACCAUGGAAUUGAAAAAAGGAAUGACACAAACUUCUCAGAGUUGAUGCAAUCUAUAAUGUUGAGAUCAGAAUGCAUCAGGAAAUGCAAACAGAAGACUUUGGGUAAAGACAGAGCUUUUGGAAGAUCAAAUGAAUUUAUUGAAAACGAUUUCCAAAUGAGGAAACCUUAUGAAUAUUUACAAUACUGUUAUUUUAAAGUAAAUAGAAUGAUAGAUGCUGCGUCUGCUGCCUAUACUUUCUACGUCCUCAAUUCUGACAAUAAAAACGCAGUAAAAAACGUACAGUUUUAUCGAGAAAAAAUGAAAGUUAGAGAUUCAGAAUUUAUCGAUUUAGAAUUAAAACCACAUAAGGAGUAUUUUAUACGAGCAAUGAUGGCGUAUGAAGAUGAAUUAUGGGAAGAGGUAAUAGAAGAGAUGGAGAAUUCUUUAAAAGAGUUUUAUAAGGAAGAAGAACGAUGUCGAAGUGAAUGUGAAGGGCCGUUACUGGCCACGUCUCAUCUUGAAUUCUACAGUGCUGUUGCUGAACAUUAUCUGAAUGUAAUAAAAUGUCAGAAUACAUGUGAAGACAAGUUAAGUCAAGUUUUUCCUGAAGGAAAAGAUGGUCUGUUAGCAGAACACUAUCAUUACCUACAGUUUACUUAUUAUAAAUUGUAUCAGGCAGACAAAGCAUCAGAGGCUGCAGCAUCCUUUCUUUAUAUCAAACCACAAGAUGAUAUCAUGUUACGGAACCAGAAAUUUUUUAUCAAGGAAGGCUAUCAAGAUAGUUUUUACCCUAGACCAGAAGUGGUAGAAUAUAUGGAAAGAAAGAAGAAAUUAGAAGAAGAAAUAAAAUUCUAUAAAAAACAUCACACAACCUCUGAUUACAGUGAAUCUAGCUAUGAUCAGGAUGGAACAACUAUAACAUUGACUAGUAAAGAAUUAAAAGAUUAUAGUGCUUUUGUUGCCGAUGGUUUGACCAAUGAUCAGGAUUGUACCACUCUACAAAAUCUAGUAAAGGUAGAGGCUAUAAAUGGUGAUGGGUACGAUUAUUUAACGUCUAAACCUUCGGUGAUUUCACCUCACACGGAAUAUGAAACUUUUAUUGGUUUAACAGUACUCAGGGCAGCUUCGCUAGCUUACCAUCGACAAGUUACACCAGAAGAGGUUGUCUUGUUUCUAGACCUGGCUGAGAAAGGUCGUUUUGUAGUGGAGAAAUAUUUUAAUUUAACGAGACCGUUAUAUUUUGAUUUUACUCAUCUUGUUUGUAGAACAGCUAUUGAAGAUGAAGAAAGAGAUGAUUUAAGUCAUCCUGUACAUGCUGAUAAUUGUAUUCUUCAACCUGAUGGAACUUGUCUGAAAGCUUUCCCUGCUUUUACACAGAGAGACUACAGUGCUAUCCUGUAUUUAAAUGAUGAGUUUGAAGGGGGAGAGUUUUUCUUCGCAGGAUCAGAUAAAUCAGAAAAGCAAUAUUUUCAUUUAUUUUUGCAGGUUUCUGUAAAACCGCAGUGUGGAAGACUGGUAGGAUUUGAUUCUAAGGAAUAUCAUGGAGUAAAGGCUGUAACAAAAGGGCAACGAUGUGCUUUAGCUUUAUGGUUCACCAUGAAUCCAAAUUAUAAAGAACUAGCUCAUUCACAGGCU